GAUGGAACUCUUCAAGCACGCCCUCAGGAUCAUUAACGCCGACUCCUGAAAGCUGUAAACAAGAACAAAAGCGAAAGCUGAUGGCUAUUUUGCAGUCUGGCAAGAAAACUCGAGAGAAAACUAGGCCGAAGCAAAACAUUGCAGAGACUAAUACUAAAAACUGA
Messenger RNA from Paramuricea clavata, 164 nucleotides. NCBI's taxonomy places the organism in Eukaryota, Metazoa, Cnidaria, Anthozoa, Malacalcyonacea, Plexauridae. The record is from the annotation of a GenBank genome assembly.